Cryptomeria japonica (Japanese cedar) is the source of this 1619-nucleotide messenger RNA. RefSeq names its product leucine-rich repeat extensin-like protein 5. The transcript has 3 exons. Bases 134 to 1444 code for a protein of 436 amino acids. The record is from RefSeq and is a predicted model, not a curated record. Lineage: Eukaryota; Viridiplantae; Streptophyta; Pinopsida; Cupressales; Cupressaceae.
AGCACUUUUUCCCAGGUAAAUUGUGUUCUGUACAGUACACACUAGAUGCCUAUAUAGAGUUGAGCUCAUUGAGAGAUUAUCAAAGAGCUCCAUCCGGACAGAUACGUGUUUAACAAAGCUGCAGGCCAGCAAAAUGGACAAGAAAGUCUGUUUACUUCUUCUGUACAUUUCUUCGGCAGCCAUUGUUUUCUCUGGCACUGAGGCUGCCAGGGGAAUUGGAGCAACAUCUCACAAUCACCAGGGAGAAGACAAGUUUGCAUCAACUCCCAAAGGUGCUAAGCUGACAACUGGCUUCAAAGUAAAAAACGUGAAGCUAGGGGUAUCCAUUGAUCCAACAUCUGCCAAGUGGUGUAAUGAACCUGCUUCACCAUCUUUCUCACCUCCAUACUCUUCUGCAACCCCCAUUACCAUACCCUCCCCUCCACAAGCUAACCCUCCCUUAUAUGUUACACCACCUUCCCCACCCAUUUCUACUCCUCCAGUGACAUCUGAGCCUCCAUGCCAUGAAACAUCUCCUCCAUGCCAGGAUAUGUCUCCUCCUGUACAAAGCAAUUCUCCUCCUCUUCCAAUCACACCAGUCCUGCCAUCACCCAUACUUCCUUCUCCAUCUCCAAUCAUAUCAUCACCUAUUCCCUACACCCCUACCACUCCACCUCUUUCUUCACCCGUUAUCACAUACCCAUCCCCAAGCACACCCAGUAUAACAUACCCACCUUCAAUCACCCCCAUUAUACAAUACCCACCUCCCACCACACCCAGUGUAACAAACCCACCUUCAACCUCACCCAUUAUACAAUACCCACCUCCCAUUCCUUAUAAUUCUCCUCCUAGCCCUACAAUCAUACCAAUCAUAUUACCACCCCCUCCUCCCAGCCCUACAAUCACACCAAUCAUAUUACCACCCCCUCCUCCCCUAGAAAACCCACCUCCUACAUCAUCUCCUACCAUACCCAUAUCUCCCUCUCCCUCUACUACACCAUCUUCUCCUCCAAUUUUUCCUACAUAUCCUCCUCCCUAUGCCUAUGUAACACCCUCUAUCCCAUCUCCUGCUACAACACUUCCACCUCCAACCAUAGGCUCUCCUCCUCCAACAUCUACUACUCCAAGCACACCUCCAACCCUAGGCUCUCCUCCUCCUCCUUAUACUCCCUCCACACCACCAGGCCAAGGUCUGUGGUGUGUAGCCAAGCCCACAAUAGCAGCGUCUGUAAUUGAGCAGGCCAUGAACUAUGCCUGUGGGGCUGGUGCUGACUGCCAGGCCAUUCAGCCCAAUGGUGCCUGUUACCUCCCUGACACAGUUAUUGCUCAUGCUUCCUAUGCUUUCAACAGCUAUUUUCAAGCAACCAAGGGUUCUGGUGGUUAUUGUGACUUUGGAGGUACAGCAAUGAUAGUCACUGUGGACCCAAGCUAUGAUGGCUGCCAUUUUCUCUACAGCUAUGAUUGACAUUGGGAAAUGGAGUUCCAGUCCAUGAUGUUGAAGCAGCAAAGCAUGAUAUUUUUUUUAAAGUUAUUGUAUGAGCCAAAUUUAUGGUAUAGAGGCUGAGAUUUUGCGUGAAAAUUCCCAUAUGAAUUUGUUGAAGAUUUAUUCUAUAUUAUCAAUAAAGAGUCAAAUCAAAAUC